AUGCUUUCUAAGGAAGAAAAAGAACUUUGUAGUGCUACUUUACCUUCUGAUAUACUUAGCAACCUUCCUGAGAAUGUACUUGAUGAAAUUCUUAUUCGUGUGCCUUUACGAGAUGCUGUGGGGACAAGUAUCUUAUCGAAGAAAUGGAGAUAUAAUUGGUGCAGACUUCCGGGGUUAACGCUUGAUCAAACACUUUGGGAUACAACAAAUAAGUCAACACGCUUUGUAACUAGGUUUACAGACAUAAUCUACCACCUUUUGGCACUUCACGUCGGACCAAUCACAAAGUUUAUCCUCUCUGAUAUUGCUAAACUUGGAAAUUACUCUAAAAUCGACAAUCUGGUACUGUUCCUCUCGAGAAAUGGUAUUCAACAUCUUGUUCUUAAAUUCCCAAAGAACAAACCAUACAAAUUGCCUUCUUCAUUUUUCACAUGUUUGCAAAUGAGACAUCUGAGUCUUCAUCACUGUUCAAUUCAGCCUUUAUCUACCUUCACAGGAUUUAGUGAGUUAGUUGAACUUGAACUGUAUGAAGUCACAAUUUCCUCUGAAAUGUUUGGAAGUUUAAUCUCUCAUAGCCAGUUGCUCGAGAAGUUGGUACUGCAAAUCUCAAGUAGUUUAGACCACAUUCAAAUUGAUGCUCCAAAGUUGAAAUCCUUUGAUUUCACAGGCAACGUAGAGUUAAUAUCGUUAAAGAAAGUACCCUUUCUUUUGGAACUUUCACUUUUUAGUACAGUAGCACCAUCUCCGGGGACAGGACAACAUGAUUUUACCAAGUAUUUUGAAUCUUUUCCUAAUCUUGAGCAUCUCCACUUGGAUUAUCGUAGUCUCCAGGUAAACAUUGCAUCAUGUCCCAUUGUGUGGGGUUUGACUCAAACCGUUUGAGUGUUCUUGAUUUUUUUUAAUGUUUCCUUCUUAGUUAUUGGCUGCAGGAUCAUAUGACAUAGCAGCAAAGCUUUCCUCUCCUCUUAAUGGUCUUAAAUGUCUUUGCUUAUCCGACAUUUGUUUGGAUGAAUUAGCCGAGCUUUCGCCUGCUCUUUGCUUGAUAAGAAGCUCUCCAUAUUUGCAAUAUAUU
Molecule: messenger RNA, 1072 nt
Organism: Solanum pennellii
Lineage: Eukaryota; Viridiplantae; Streptophyta; Magnoliopsida; Solanales; Solanaceae
Product: F-box/FBD/LRR-repeat protein At1g13570-like
Exons: 1
Coding region: 1-882 (293 amino acids)
Molecular function (GO): protein binding
Source: RefSeq, a predicted model, not a curated record